AUGGGCGCCUAUCUCUAUGGGCGCCUAUCUCUAUGGGCGCCUAUCUCUACGGGCGCCUAUCUCUAUGGACGCCUAUCUCUAGGGGCGCCUAUCUCUAGUGGCGCCUUUCUCUAUGGGCGCCUAUCUCUAGGGGCGCCUAUCUCUAUUGGCGCCUAUCUCUAUGGGCGCCUAUCUCUAUGGGCGCCUAUCUCUAUGGGUGCCUAUCUCUUUGGGCGCCUAUCUCUAUGGGCGCCUAUCUCUAGGGGGCGCCUAUCUCUAGGGGCGCCUGUCUCUAUGGGCGCCUAUCUCUAUGGGCGCCUAUCUCUAGGGGCGCCUGUCUCUAUGGGCGCCUAUCUCUAUGAGCACCUAUCUCUUUGGGCGCCUAUCUCUAUGGGCGCCUAUCUCUAG
Molecule: messenger RNA, 387 nt
Organism: Closterium sp. NIES-65
Lineage: Eukaryota; Viridiplantae; Streptophyta; Zygnematophyceae; Desmidiales; Closteriaceae
Source: the annotation of a GenBank genome assembly